This is a messenger RNA of Olea europaea var. sylvestris, 1873 nucleotides long. RefSeq lists its product as uncharacterized. Gene Ontology annotation, cellular component: SNARE complex; endoplasmic reticulum. Gene Ontology annotation, biological process: retrograde vesicle-mediated transport, Golgi to endoplasmic reticulum. The record is from RefSeq and is a predicted model, not a curated record. NCBI's taxonomy places the organism in Eukaryota, Viridiplantae, Streptophyta, Magnoliopsida, Lamiales, Oleaceae. The transcript is spliced from 8 exons. Bases 757 to 1659 code for a protein of 300 amino acids. Gene Ontology annotation, molecular function: SNAP receptor activity.
ACAUUAUUAUUUGAUUGCAUUUACACCCGCUGUUCAUCAGUUCACGUUUCCAUUUCUGCACAAUACAUUGCUGUUUAUAAGUAUUCAACUAUUCAUUUAUGGCUUUUACCUUUUACUUAUUAUAAUUUUGAUGGCUUGAUUUUAAUUGAUAAAUGCUGCUUUUUUUUUUUUUUAAUGUGGGCCGUGGGGUAUAUUGAUUGGAGAGAGCUCAGAGAGGGUUCUAUGUUAAUGUGUUAUCUAGGAUGGAGUCGAUGAUCUGAAAGUGCUACAAAUAUGUGUAAUGAUUAUUGAUUAAUAUAUAACUUGUUGUACAAGCUUGAAAUGAAGAACUCUCAGAUCUCGAGUAAUGUGUAAAAUAGUUUAUAGUUAAUUUCAGUAACUUCGUUUCAUAGGUAAGGUGUGAGAAUACAUAGUUGAGAACUUGAGAUAUUAUUAUGUCAAUGAACUCAAGAAAAAAUAACUUCAGUUUCUGCAACCAAUAGACUAAUUUGAAUUAAUUUAUUUUGUCGAUGACACUGUUUUAAUGAUGAUUAGUUCUUAUUAAUUGUGUUAUUUCGUUGAUGACACUGUUUUAAUGUGUUAUUAAUGGUGAUUAGUCCUUAUUAAACGUGUCCUUUUCAUGGGUUUUAUUUUUCAUGAGUUUUAUUCGUCAGCCUUUCUCUAGCCCUUUUCGUGAACAGUUAGUCUAUGAGGCAUUGGAGAUGGGUGCCAAAGCUUAGAUAGUGAUUAGUCACUCUUCCCUUGUCAAGAAGAGACAUGGAUCAAGUAGUAGAGGAAGUGGAGAAAGUCAAGAAGGAUUUCCAAGAAACGUACAGCCAAACAAUCAAAUACGUUGAUUCUAUCCAAGAAUAUGGGAAAAAAACAAGAAUUACAGAAGGAAUUGAAAUUGAAGAAGAGGAGAAGAAAGAUUCAUUGCCAAGAUUAAAUGGGUUGGCUCAGGAUGGUUUGAAUAUGCUCCAAUCACUCCAAUUCAAGCUAGAUCUCCUGUCUCCACAACUUCCCUCCAUUGAUUAUGUUGAAAAGACUCAAGAUUUGGCCCAAUCUUGGAAAAAUCAAAUCCAAAGUCUGCGGACUGGCCUAAGGAAUGCUAAUUUGCAAGCAAAGGCAAACAUGAAGAAAUCUGCUCAAAAGGAGAGAGAGCUGCUUUUGGGAGGUGGAGAAGAGUCUACCAUCCGCAGGCGCAAUCUACAGACAAAAGCUGGAAUGACCUCUGCAGCUGAAAGCAUCACAGAGAGCCUUAGGCGUUCUCGGCAGCUCAUGGUUCAGGAGGUUGAAAGGAGUGCAAGCACACUCAUGACAUUUGAGGAGUCAACUGGAGUACUAAAGAAGGCCGAAAGUGAGUACAAGGGCCACCGCUCGUUACUGAUGCGGACCCGAGACCUUCUCUCCACAAUGCAACGUCAAGAUGUUCUUGACAGGUUGAUAAUUAUUGUUGGAUUUCUUAUUUUCUCGUUGGCGGUACUUUAUGUUGUUUCAAAGCGCAUUGGGAUCCUCAAGUUGCAGAGUAAGAUUAUGGCUGCUGUGAAGGCUGGAAUGGCUAGACAAGAAGGGAUCGUCGUACCUAUAGCUGGCCAAGAUGGUAUUCAUGCUCCGGUUCACGAGAAUGUAGUUCCUCAUAUGCAUGUACCAUUAGGACAACCUAUGCAUGAUGAACUUUGAAUCGCCAGUUUCAUUUACCAUUAAGCGUCUGAAACAAUCAAUAUGAAGGUGUUCGUAGAGUUGGGGUUUUAUUUUGCACUUUGGGGCUGCGUUGUUACAACAUAGAUAAUAGCGAAUUGGAUCAAAUUUUACUCAUUGUAAAUUGUUGAAUCGCCUUAUCUAAAAUUUUAAACAGACAGAGGGUAUUAAUUUAUUGCUUCUAAAUUUUGUCUUG